CAAACACGGCAACCUUCUGCAGGAAGGAAGAGUGUGUGCAGUGUGCCGUGCCAGUGUGGGUUGCGGAGGAUGGAAGGUGCCGUGUAUCUGGACAGCAAUGCGACGACGCCACUUGCUGCUGAGGUGAAGGCGGCAGUUGUGGAGGCCAUGGACGUGGCGUGGGGAAAUCCAUCCAGCACAUACGCUGCUGGCCUCGCCGCCAAACAGAUGAUCAGCGAGAGUCGCAAGCAUACGGCGGACAUGAUUGGGGCGGACGCAAGCGAGAUUGUGUUUAUGAGUGGCGGCACGGAGAUCAACAACCAUGUCAUCCACACGGCGCUGGAGGCAUUCCACCGCUCCGGGCGAAGUGGCCUUCCACACAUCAUCACCUCCAACAUCGAGCACGACUCUGUGGAGAAGGUUCUGGCCGCGUUGGAGCACGGGAACAAAGCUGCCGUCACCCGAGUCAAGGCCGACAGCACCACGUAUGCUGUGCCAGUGGACGCUGUCUUGGCAGCGCUCACAGACAACACGUGCCUUGUCACCAUCAUGCUGGCCAACAAUGAGACUGGCGUGAUUCAGCCCGUGUCGGACAUCUUCCAGCACAUCCGACAAGACCCCAAGCACAGCCACAUCCUCCUCCACACAGAUGCCGCACAGGCCAUUGGCAAGAUACCCGUGCACGUUGACGCCUUGCGCGCUGAUUGCGUCACCCUCGUUGGUCACAAGUUUUAUGCGCCGCGCAUUGGUGCGGUGUAUGUGCGGCAACUCGGCAAAGAAGGCGGUGUGCCUUUCCAUGCCAUGCUCUACGGCGGAGGCCAGGAACGAAACUACCGGCCCGGUACAGAGAACACACCCAUGAUUGCUGGCUUUGGGGCGGCAUGCCAGCUCGUGUGUGACCACUUGCCUGAGUAUCUCGAUCACAUGCAGAGCAUGCGGGACCAUCUCCAUGCCCAGCUCAAGGCUGCGUUUGGCACGGAUGCCGUGAGGAUCAACGGCCCAGCAGACUCGCUGCACACCGCCGUCCUGCCCAACACCCUCAACUUCUCCAUCAUGUCUUCAGACCUGUCUGGGCGGGCCAUCCUGAAACAGCUGCCCUCCAUAUGCGCCUCUGUGGGCUCCGCCUGCCACUCAGAUUGCGGCGACAGACCAUCACAGAUUCUCAUGGCGUUGGGCAUCGACCACGAACAAGCACGCCGCGCCAUGCGCUGGUCCGUGGGUCGCGAUACCACAGAGGAGCAAAUCGAUGCUGCAGUGGCAAACCUAGCUCGGGUCCUGAAACAAUAGGAAUCACAACCACACAUGUGCUCAAAAUGAGUAAAAACAAUAUCAGCUCUCAAAGAGCAGUGGUG
Molecule: messenger RNA, 1331 nt
Organism: Salpingoeca rosetta
Lineage: Eukaryota; Choanoflagellata; Craspedida; Salpingoecidae
Product: selenocysteine lyase
Exons: 10
Coding region: 70-1266 (398 amino acids)
Source: RefSeq, a predicted model, not a curated record